AUGGCUGAAAAUACUACAGCUACUUCUCCUACCAAUUCAUUCUCACAAACGGAUACCGCAAUCCUCGAUGCCCUAUAUGUCAUCUUAUUGGCUACGUUCGGCGCCUCCUUUCAAUACCUCAUUUGGUACGCAAAGGAUAUAGUUGAAAGGUAUUUCAUGUCUACCGCAGAAAUACGUUUCGACGAUGAGACUUUUAAUUACUUCAUGUACUGGAUGUCACGACAGCCAAACAUGUCGAAAACAAACCGCUUUGUCGCUGGUGUUAAAACAAGUGGCUACUGGUCUGACGAUUGCUCUGAUGAUGAAGACGACGAAAAAGGAAUUGAGCUGGAUGAGCCCGGCUGCGGCGAAAACGAACCAUCCUUUGAAGAAUACUGGGCCAAGCUCACCGGCCGUGACAAGUAUAGAACCUUGCGAUAUACACCAUCAGAGGGCCGCCAUUUCUUUUGGUAUCGAGGCAAGCCGCUGAUGCUGGAGCGACAACAGCAACAGCAGAGUCCGCUGUGGGUAAUGAACAACGAGACCCUUUACGUAUCUUGUAUUGGUCGCAACCCUGCCAUAAUCAAGGACCUGCUCAACGAGGCGCAACAGACAUAUGUAGAGCGCGAUGGCAAUCGAACCGUUAUUUACCGCGGCCAAAGACUAUAUACUGGUCAGCAGUUUGGCUGGUAUCGAUGCAUGGCGCGUUGCCCACGGCCUCUGUCAACUGUUGUUCUGGAUCAGGCACAGAAAGAUGAAUUUAUUUCCGAUAUCAAAGAAUAUCUUCAUCCGCGCACUCGACGAUGGUACUCAAAUCGGGGAAUUCCGUAUCGCCGGGGAUAUCUCUUGCAUGGUCCUCCGGGUACAGGAAAAACCAGUCUCUGCUUCGCAGCUGCAGGCUUGCUUAGCUUGAAGCUUUACCUCCUUAAUCUUGACUCGAAAGCCCUCGACGAGGAUAACCUAGCGUCCCUUUUCCAUGAUCUUCCCCGUCGAUGCAUCGUUCUCCUCGAGGAUGUUGACACCGCCGGUGUCACUCAUACUAGAGGGAAAACAACGGAUUCGUCGAAGGAUAAAGAUAAACCAACCGAUAGUACCGACCAUACAGAAGCAGAGGAACUCGAGGGAAAGGACAAAGACAAAGAUAAAAAGGAGGACAAGUCUCCAGGUAUCACAUUAUCCGCAUUAUUGAAUGUCAUUGACGGAGUUGCAGCCAGUGAAGGUCGCAUACUCGUCAUGACAACCAAUCACCCUGAAAAGCUCGACGCAGCUCUCCUCCGACCUGGUCGCGUUGACUUAAGCAUCGCCUUCGGAAGAACUACCCAAGCCGAUAUUGAGGAGCUUUUUACAUCAAUUUACACAACAAUGGAAGGCGAUCUUCCACGCGCUGCAGCCUCCCGACGUCUCCCUAAUGGGGCGGCCAAGCAUCUGACGAACGGCAGCGCCAACCACAACCACGAGAAUGGUAAAGUCGAAUAUGCAGAGAAACGGAAGCAAGAGGAGAAUGAUAAAGAGCAAAAACGUCGUCUUCAUGACCUUCGUGUCCGGAUUUCGAAGCUCGCGACCGACUUUUCGGCGAUCAUGCCCAACGGGGAGUUCACUGCUGCCGAGAUACAAGGAUACCUUCUCAACCAUAAGGAUUCCCCCGAGGCUGCUAUUGGUGGCGCAGAUGCCUGGGUUCAAGGACUCAGAGAGAAGAAAUCUGCCCAAGAUAGUAUUUUAGCAUAG
Messenger RNA from Penicillium cosmopolitanum, 1704 nucleotides. RefSeq names its product BCS1 and AAA domain-containing protein. NCBI's taxonomy places the organism in Eukaryota, Fungi, Ascomycota, Eurotiomycetes, Eurotiales, Aspergillaceae. Gene Ontology annotation, molecular function: ATP hydrolysis activity; ATP binding. The transcript has 2 exons. The record is from RefSeq and is a predicted model, not a curated record. Gene Ontology annotation, cellular component: mitochondrial inner membrane. Bases 1 to 1704 code for a protein of 567 amino acids. Gene Ontology annotation, biological process: protein insertion into mitochondrial inner membrane from matrix; mitochondrial respiratory chain complex III assembly.